GUCCGGUAGCGUAUUGGAAGGCGACUGCUUGAGCUGCGCGGACGUGGUCACGCAGGUGGGCAAGAUGCCGAACUGUGCUGGGCGAAGUGUUCGAGUGCCUCGAGGGCUGAUGGCGCUGAGAGGUAACACCAGGCAUGGCCUGCGCUUCUACCGCUGUCCCAAUGCGGGGGCCUGCCCCGGAGGAGAUAUGGUGGUCGCUGACAACCUCACGCAAAACCAACGUUGCGCUGGAGGCUACGAUGACUCGUCUGCCGGCUGCACCCAAUGCGCCACAGGCUACGGACGACAAAACCUCGAUCCCUUCGAGUGCGUCCAAUGCGGUCGCUGGGACCUGAGCCUGGUCUACUUCCUGCUGCUGCCGGUGGUGCCACUGCUGCUGGCUGUGCGCUCGGCCAGUCAAACCGAAAAGGAACGAAUGAGUAUGGUGAUCAAGGUGAUUUUGUCCUUUGGGACCUUUCUGGCCACGAUUCAAAACAUCUUGGAGCAGACCACAAUCUAUCGUGAGUUGCGGACGCAGUUGACCGUAGCGCUAGGUCUGUUGGAAGCCGAGAGUGAAGCGGGUGGUGCCACCUUGCUGUCCGCAAGCUUCGAUUGUUUGAUGGGCGGCCAUGCCUCACGAUGGCACUUUUUGGGGCUGCAGACCUUCCACUGUUUGGCCUUUCUCUUGAUCUUCCUGGUGCUAGAAAUCUACGGCUUGCUGAGUCGCUCGGAGUCCUUCGGGGCCAGCUGGCUGCGCCGGACGCUGGUGCUAGGCAACGCCUUUCUGCCCGCCAUCUUCGCGUCCUUCCUGCAGUGGGCGCCCUGUUUCCACAUGGCCAAGGAGCCGGACGGCAGCUUUGAAAGUUUCUCGGUCUUCCAGGUCACUGAGCCCUGUGGCUUUGUGAUGCCAUGGAUGCCCCUGCUGGGGCUGUCGCUGUUUCUGUUGCUGGGUCCGCUCCACUGGGCCUUCAUGGUGUCACAAUCGCGGAAGUGGAAGAACCGCAAGGAGUACAUUGGAUUCCUCAUCGCAGGCUACAACGUGCACUGCGAAUGGUGGGAGAUCACGGUGCUGCUCCGCAAGACCUUCCUGAUCGGUGCCCUGGUCUUGCUGCCCGUGUCGUAUGCCCCGAUGUCCUUGGUCAUUGCCACCGUGCUGAUCAUGUUGGCUGCGCUGGUAGGACAUAUGGCGAUGCGACCGUAUGUGGACCCACUGAUGAACCUCCUCGAAGGUGGUGUGUUGACCUAUUCGAUGCUAGCGUUGAUUCUCACGCUGUAUUUGAUGUCUGAAAGCUGGACCAACACCAACAAGAGCCUGGUAUUCUUCAUCCUCAUCGGCUCCAAUGCUGUCACCUGUUUGCUUCUCCUGGUGGUCUUUCUUUUCAUCGCCCUGCGGCGACAGGACUCCUCGGUGUCUCGCUCCGCGGCGUCCACGGCGUCCACCGUACCGUCGGUACCGGCGGGGUAGCUGAUGCUUACCGAAUCGGACAGUUGAGACUGAGAGCAAGCGAAAUGCGUGAAAUUCCGCCGGUGGAUGUGGUGAAGCAAACAAUAAGCUCCAAUGUUU
Molecule: messenger RNA, 1543 nt
Organism: Cladocopium goreaui
Lineage: Eukaryota; Dinophyceae; Suessiales; Symbiodiniaceae
Source: the annotation of a GenBank genome assembly